This is a messenger RNA of Choloepus didactylus (southern two-toed sloth), 4991 nucleotides long. It is a transcript of the gene CMKLR1, whose product is annotated as chemerin chemokine-like receptor 1. Gene Ontology annotation, molecular function: G protein-coupled receptor activity; complement receptor activity. NCBI's taxonomy places the organism in Eukaryota, Metazoa, Chordata, Mammalia, Pilosa, Megalonychidae. Gene Ontology annotation, biological process: regulation of calcium-mediated signaling; positive regulation of cytosolic calcium ion concentration; complement receptor mediated signaling pathway. The transcript is spliced from 2 exons. The record is from RefSeq and is a predicted model, not a curated record. Gene Ontology annotation, cellular component: plasma membrane. The coding region runs from base 408 to 1520 and encodes 370 amino acids.
CCACAAGCCCCAGGAACGGUGUGAUUGGAAGGAAGAAGUCGGGGCGCGCGAGCCACCUGAAGAGCCUCGGGUGGCCUGGAGCCCCGGGAACUCAGGAAGACCUUCCAGCGGGGACCAGCGAGAAGGUAGCCUGCUUGGCCUGGACAUUUUCCAGAGGGGCCAGGGAAGGGGAAUACUAAGAGAGACAAAAGGUGGAUUUGGGGAAUACUAGUCGAGAGAAAAGUUGGAUUCUUCUUAUAAUUUAAUUGUUGUCACAAUGAAUAGGUUUAUUGUCAUUUUCAGAUUUCAAAAGUAAUGCCUGAUUAAGUAAAAAGUAGCAAAAUAGCAAGGGGUCAGUAUUUUAAAAGAAGCAAACUCAGCGUUUUCCUUCAUUACUCCACUGAUGCUCACAGCAACCCUAUGAGAGAAUGGAGGACGAAGAUUACAACUCCUCCGUCGCCUACGACGAAUACCCCGAUGAUUUUGGCCCCAUCCUGGUUUUGGAGGAGGUACCUUCGCAGGGAGCCAGGGGGAUCAGGAUCUUCCUGGUGGUGGUCUACAGCAUCGUCUGCUUCCUCGGGAUCCUGGGCAACGGCCUGGUCAUCGUCAUUGCCACCUGCAAGAUGAAGAAGACGGUGAACACUGUCUGGUUCCUCAACCUGGCCGUGGCGGAUUUUCUGUUCAAUGUCUUCCUCCCAAUCCACAUCACCUACAUCGCCAUGGACUACAACUGGGUUUUUGGAACAGCCAUGUGCAAGAUCAACUCCUUCCUGCUCACCCACAACAUGUACACCAGCGUCUUCCUGCUGACCAUCAUCAGCUUCGACCGCUGCGUCUCUGUGCUCCUCCCCGUCUGGUCCCAGAACCACCGCAGCGUCAGGCUGGCCUACGUGGCGUGCGUGACGAUCUGGGUUCUGGCUUUCUUCUUGAGUUCCCCAUCCCUUGUCUUCCGGGACACCACUGAUCGAGGUGGGAAAAUACACUGCUUUAACAACUUCAACCUGUCCGCUACCAGCUUCUCCCCACAGCCCACUCACCCCCAACUGGAGCCGGUGGCGUACACUCGGCAGUUGGUGGUGACCGUCACCCGCUUCCUCUGUGGCUUCUUGGUCCCAGUCCUCAUCAUCACAGCCUGCUACCUCACCAUCGUCUGCAAGCUGCAGCGCAACCGCCUGGCCAGGACCAAGAAGCCCUUCAAGAUCAUCGUGACCAUCAUCGUUACCUUCUUCCUCUGCUGGUGUCCCUACCACACGCUCUACCUCCUGGAGCUCCAUCACACCGCAGUACCCAGCUCUGUCUUCAAACUGGGCUUGCCCUUGGCCACCGCCAUCGCCAUCGCCAACAGCUGCAUGAACCCCAUUCUGUACGUCUUCAUGGGUCAGGACUUCAAGAAGUUCAAGGUGACCCUCUUCUCUCGCCUGGUCAACGCUCUGAGUGAGGAUACAGGCCACUCCUCCUUCACCAGUCACAGGAGCUUUACCAAGAUGUCCACAAUGAAUGAGAGGUCCUCGAUGAAUGAGAAGGAGACCAGCAUGCUUUGAGCUUCCUCUGAGAAACCCCCAGUGGACACUCCCAAUCCGGGAAGGACCAAAGAUAUGCCUUCUGAAGAUAAGGCAGGGACCGUGUCAGCACACACCAGUGUCCACUGCAAUUUGCAUGGUUUUGAACAGUGUUUUGAGCUGGGAACCCAGGGCUUAGGACCCCUUUUUCCUGGUGGAAUGAUCGACAGAGUAUAUCAUAUUGCUCACAGCCUUGGACCAGCAACCCAUAUUUCUUGGAAGACUAAGCCUUGACCAACUAAAGGGAAAAAAAGAAUUCUCAGAAGCACUGCCAUGAACUGGGAUUGGCAUAAGGCAUCAGGAUUAAGCUACUUACCGUGUUCUCCCAGCAAUGACACAAACACGUCACAUUCCUGAUGUGAGCAGAGGAGGUCAGAGAAAGUGUGAUGCAGCUCACCCCUCACCCCCAUAUACCUAUAGUAAUAGCUGGCCAGACAAUCCACCACUCAAGUCAUUCCUCUGGGUUAAGGCAUGGUCUUUAGAAGGCUCCUGUGGAAAUGCACAGGUUUCUGGGAGAGGAAGGUGACACAUUAGCCUGUGAACACCCAAGUCUGUGGAUUCAGCUUUCAGAUCAGCUGGGAAGACAGAGAACAGGUCCCAAAGGGGAUGGGGCCAUGUGGGUUCUUUGGGAGGGUAAGACAAGUUGGAGGCUACAAGGAGGAAGGGAUGGUGAAAGAAGAGAAGGGGCCCUUAAGAAGAGGAUGUGGGCAUAGAGUAGCCAACCCUAAAACUUUCCCAUGAGAUGGUGGUCCAGGCCAUGGCUAUUUUGGGUUUGGGGUGGCGCCAGCCCCUUGCCAGUCCCUCCUCUCACUUUACACUUGGUACCCAGGGGCUGGGCUGUGGCAGGCAGCUUCCCCAGCAGCCCCCGCCCUUCACAGAGAUUCCCGCCGUCCUGCCCUGAUCCACUAGGCUCUGGCUGGAGCCACUGAGGAUAAAAUAGUCAGGAUGAGUCUCCUCCUCCGCUUCCUCAAAGCCUUGCCAGAGACGGGUCCAAAAUGCAACUUCAGGAAGCAACCUCGGAGCAUCUUUCAGGAAAAAAAGUGCGUCCUAGGGCCUGGUCACUGAGCGUGGGGCAGGGUCUACAGCCUGGUUCCUUGACCUUGUUCCUGAGCUGCAGGCUGUGUGGGUGCUCCAGGCGCUGAGCACCUACUGUGCACAGCCACAUUUCAUGUCUUUUCUCAUCCAGCGUUGACGCCUGCCUCUGGUAGAGAGCAUCACCGUCCCAUUUACAAAUGACCACACUGAAGCUCAGAGGAGGAAAGCAACUUGCCCAAGAUCACACAGCGAGUCGGAGGCAGAGUUAAUACCUGAAUCCAGCCCUGUCUGACUCCAGAGACUCUGUUGUUUCCAUUUAUUGGGAACAUGCUAGACUCUAAUGAUAGCCUACAUUUUAUCUAGCACUUCUUACACUAAACAUGCUACAUGUGUUAUCUUGUAUGUGCCUUGCAGCAGCCCUGAACCAGGUACAAUCAUUAUUUCCCUUUUAUUUCUGAGGAAAAUGAGGCUCAGAGAGGUUAAGUUACUUGCCUGGGGUUACUCAGCUAGUCUCUGGCAGAGCCUGGAUUUGAACCCAGAUCUGCCUAGCACCAAAUGAGACUACCGAGUUUGGAAAGAGCUAGAGAUGCUUGGAGUUUUAACCGUAAAUAUUGAUUCCUCAACAGAUUAAUCUGAACAUCUUAAUGGCCUUUAAGCCAGCUUUGCCAACAGUUUCCAAAAAGAAAAGCUGGCCUCCAGCUCCCUCGAUGCCCAUCAGCACGCCUCCACCAUGCCCCUCCCACCCUCUGCACCCCCUGAGAUGUCCAGAGAAGUCGGUGGGGAGCCAGGCCUGGCAGGAGGCAGCCUCCGUGGGCCCAAGGACUUUUGGCCCCAGGGUGUCCAAGCCCCUCUGUUGUUAAGCCCAGUCUGACCAACAAGACACAAGGGACAGAUGUAAUGUCUACACAGCACUGGGCAAGGUCCCCAGGCCACAGGCUGUUUGGAAUUGCACUUCAUUAAGAGAUAAACUGUUCCUUUCCUUGUUGGGUCUUUAUGCUUGUGACAAGGCAGCACUGGGUUGACCCCAAGCUGGAGCCUCUGACUGCUUCAAGGAGUUGGAAUUCGGACAGUUUGAGAGCAAGAAGGAGUUUCAAACAUUGCCUAGUGCCCCUCCGUCAUCCCGCUCCCCAGGCUUACAGAAGGGAUGACUGAGGCACAGAUAGUGUGGGACUUGUUCCAGACACAGAGAGGAUCAAUCAUGAGUCACUUGGGGCUCCCGACUCCCAGAUCUGGGCUCUUUCCACAGGCUCACUUCCUCACUUCCUGGACCGCUUGCCGGCCAGCCUGGGCUGGGGAGCCAGGAAUUCAUUUUGCAAUUGGAAAAGCUGAUAAACAGGAGCAAAAUUCCAACCGACUGUUUUCCUUCUUGGGUCCAGGCCUCCCCCUGUCUGGCAGCCCCAACAGUCUUCCUGUUCUGACUGGGGCUUCCCUUCAAGAACUUAAAUGCUCCCAAUCUUGUCCUUACUCCUUCUUAAGAAAAUCUGCACAGGCCGUAGAUGGUGAGAAGGAAAACGGGAGGAGCUGGACCUGAUAAACCUUGUCCUGCUGAUGACUGAGCCUGGCAAGGACACAGAGGAGCGAGAGCAUGAAGGAUCUGAGGCCAUGGAGGCCUUUUCCUGCCUUGCCAAGCCCCCUUGGAGUCCACAGCUAGAUAAUUCCCAGGUUACUCGGGGCUGCUGUGAGCUCCAGACUCUCUGUCCAGAGAGGAGCUGCAGAGAAUGUGGCCCGACAGCUCAGAGGGGGAGAUAGACCAGGGACUAGCCAAGACAGUUUUGCUCAAACCUGACUCCAGAGUCAGCAACGAUGGGAUCUGGAACCAGGAUGUGAGAAAAGAUAGAAUCCAAUAGCAAGAGCCAUGGGAGUCCUUCAAAUCCGUCUCGCCCAGCUCUUUCCCAUUUUACAGAUGAGGGAACUGAGAUUGCAAGAACUUCCCCUUGAGGAAACUGCAAAAGGAGCUGGUGUUAGCUUGGAUGGAAGUGGUCGGUGAUUCUUCAACUCCUGCACCUGCCCUUCCUCUCCUACUUCCUCCCUAACAUGUUGCACUGUUUCUGGAAUUGGGGUGCUCUGGAGCUGUGGUUGCAGAACGCUGGAUUUGGGAAGCUGCUGAAGGGAGGGCGGGAGGAACGAGGAAGCCACUUCUGAGACAAUUCAGUAGCAACCUGGUUUGCUUCCUCCCCUUGAGGACAGUUUCUCUUGAAUAACGAGGCUGAAGCAGUAGUGUGUGGCUUGGUUCUGGAGGUUCCUGCCCCACCCUUCACCUUGCCUUUUGCAUCCACCUAGUAGAACAGCAGCGGAGGCUCAGAGAGGUGAAGGGACCUGUGCCAGUUUGGAUGUAUUAUGUCCCCUAAAACACCAUUAUCUUUGACGCAGUUUUGUGGGGGCAGUUGUAUUAGUGUUUAGAUUGGAAUUCUUUGAUUG